Messenger RNA from Bombyx mori (domestic silkworm), 3063 nucleotides. RefSeq lists its product as uncharacterized. The record is from RefSeq and is a predicted model, not a curated record. The transcript is spliced from 3 exons. NCBI's taxonomy places the organism in Eukaryota, Metazoa, Arthropoda, Insecta, Lepidoptera, Bombycidae. Bases 356 to 1228 code for a protein of 290 amino acids.
AAUUUUACUCACUGCGACGGAGUACCAUAAAACCAGGGUGUCUACGUUAUUCUUUUUACAGAAUAAAAUUAAGCUUGGUAGCUAAUUCAUUUGGCAUGUAUUUAUUACCAAUAGAAGAAACAGGUAGUGUUGCCAUUGUAAAACAUACUGUUUUCAAUUUUGGGGUUUAUUAUGGCAAGAAAAUUGUUAUGGAGCGCGAAAUUUCAAUAACAAAUUUUAAUAAUGUUGAAUAAGCUUUAUGUUUUUGAAAUUUAAUGUGAUAUUAACAUUAUAUCUGGAAAUUAAAAUUGAUUCAACACAGUUUAAUUAAUCGAACUCUUAAUAAAACGAAAGAUGUGUUUGUUAAUUGACAAAAAUGUUUUCGUUCGAUGGAGUAAAGUUGAAAAUGUCCUUGACAAAAAAUCAAUACGCGCGAUCCAAUGUUAACUCCAUCAAGACUGAUGUCAUCUACCCAGUAAACUUUACACACUUUACAGUAUUUUUCAAUCUCCGACUUAGUUGUGAAAUAUUUUUUCCUCAUAGUAGUUUUACUCUAUCUCUCUUUAUAUUUCACAAAAAUCAUAAAAUGUCACUGAAAGCUUACGAAGACGCCUGCUUAAGAGCGGAGCUGUUCGGUCAGCCUUUACCGGACAAAGAUGAAUUUAUCAGGAAAAAUAAACAUUUAGAUAUUGUUGAAUUCGAAGAAGUGGAAAUAAAAACUGCUGAGAAUACGGCUAUGCUUCAUGAUCAAAUGAAGGAAGGCACGACUGGUCUCACGGAACUCAACACUAUCCUAGAUUCAACUCAAACGAAAAUAAAUCGACUAAAAGGCGUUUGCGGUAGCAUCACGAAUUUCUUCCGAGUCAAAUUGAAUUCCAAAGAUAAUAUUUCGUAUUCUAGCGACCCCAGUUACGUAGGUCAAACGAAUUUCCAAAGAGACUACGUGCCGGUUUCGAACCGAAUCGACUCUGUGAACGCAGGGCUUGGCCCCGACGAUACAGAAAUGUCAGGAAGCGCGCGAAAUGAAAAACAUGGCGGUCAACAAAAUGGCGGCGACAUCAAUACGGCUCUGAAACAUUUAGAUGAGAUGCAGCAAGCCGAUAAGAAUGUCAGCAAAGCGAUGAUUUGUGAUAUUAGUAAACAAGUUGAUACACAAAUGAGUAAAUUAGAUCAGAUGAUUUGCCAAGCGGAUCGCGCUCAGAAUUCCUUGCAGCGACAAAAUAAGCAGUUGAGGUCUUUCUUGCGAUAGUAGUAAAGACUGUUCCUGUUUAUGUGCUCAAAAUUUAUUGUUAAAAUUAAUGUUAUGGUUAUUGGCUUUUCGUAAUCCCCAUAGUUAAUAAAGCUACUGUGCGUAAUCACUUACGUGGGUUAUAUGAGUCGUCUAUUAUCAAAGGUGGCAAUCUGUGCAUUUGGACAAAAAAAUGUUAUUGAUAUGUCAAUACAGAUUGAUUUGAAUAUAAUCGUCUCCUUCAAAGAAUACGGUACAACACCUGCAUUAAAUAAAGGUUAAUAGUUAACCUGUUAUUUAUCUAAGAUGUCGUUCCGAAGAGUUUUGUGACUGCCAAUGGAAUACAAAGUCAAUAAUUCGUUUUUCUGAUUUACCAAUAAUUGUCCAAAAGUCACGUUGCCGGCUUUGAUAAUAGUCGACUCAUAUGUAGGUUUGGAUAUGAAUUUUUUUGGUGAAAUGAUAAAUUUGGAUCUUUUCAUAUUUGCCUAAAAUUAUACAUAGGUAAUACGACAUCCCAGACAUUAAUAUAACAAGGAUGAUGGGUUGCAUUGAAAUUAUAAAAUAAUUAGUAAAGCGUCUGCAUUGAGUAGCAACAAUGAUAUUUUUUAGCCACAAAAAAAGGUUAAAUAUCAAUUUAAUUUAAAUUUUAAAUGUAAUUUAUGCGUGAUAACUUUUUUUUGUGGUUAACAAAAAAAUGACAUUACUGUUAGUGUGAAAAGAAUGAUAUAAAUUUUAUAUAUGUAUGCAAUUACUCUGGAUGUUUUCGUGGUUUUGUUUACUGAUUGGCUUCAUUCGUAAUAAAAUUACGAACUGAAUUUAAAAUUGCAUAGAAAAUUCAAUAAAAUCUCGUUUUGGAAAUUACAUUUCUUGGUGCUAUAAAAUUAUGUAUUAUAUUAAGCCAUUGUUUUGUUUAUUUUCAUUGCUUAGGUGGGUGAACGGGUUCACGAACCUUUCGGUUUUAAGUGGUUACCGGAGCUCAUAGAUAACCUAACUUAAAUGCCGCCACUUUGAGACGCAAGCUCUGAGUCGUACCUUUCAAACCCGAACGUAUGACUUCUUUAUCUAAAUUUGUAUAGAGCUACAACGUUUGCCGCUAGGGGCGCUGUUCCAACUGCAUACAAAUUAGAGUUAACUUUUACGUUAUCGAGAACGUUAAAAAAAAACUCGCACUGAGCACUCUGACGUAAAGGAGUAAUGCGUUCGGGUGGUGUGACACAGACGUGGACAGAGCGGUGGUGUCUACAUAUGCGGGAGCAAAAGUCUCUCUACCACCAAUUUCCGCGUGUGCGUAUUACGUAGUUUGUUAGUUGAAAGAAAAAUCGGACAUUCUGUUAUCUAUAUACCGUGUGUACUCGUGAAAAAGCAAUCUUCUAUCCGAGUCUGUAAUGAAUAUACAUAUUAUUAUUAUUUUAUGAACAUUUAGUUCAAUAAUUAAAAUAUGGUUUCAAAAAAAAAACACGCUGGUACAGUAAGCUUAACUAUUUUUUUUAUCUAUCCCUAAAAUAUUAACCUAAUGACCAAGGUAUUAUUAGGUCGAUAAUAUUAUAAUAAAAUUAUUAUCGGUCAUCCGAUUUCGAUAGUUGGGUAAAGUUUCAACUUGUACGCUCGUCUUGAAGGUGCUGAAAAUUACGUUGAAUGAUUUCGUUAUAUAGAUAGAUAUAUGCAGGUCGAAUAAUAAAAAAAAAUACGCGAUUAAAAGUCACAAAACAAAUCUUCCAAACUCAUAAAAACAAAACGAACGUUAAAACGCUUCAGAACGCCUGUUUAUUUUUAAAUCGUGAUCUGCAAAUGCGUCGCGAUACGCAAUAAAAAUGAAAUGUAUGAAAAGAACAAACGGAAAUAAAGCUGUGAAUAUU